CACUGCGGCACUUGACAUCUUUUAGUCGCACAAGGGAAAGUAAAAAAUGUCGGAGGAAAAUAAGGAGGUAAAACCUGAAUCAGAACACAUUAACCUGAAAGUUAUGGGUCAGGACAACACAGAAGUACAUUUUAAGAUCAAGAAAACCACUCAAUUAAAAAAACUCAAGCAAGCAUACUGCGAUCGCCAGGGUGUCCCCCUAAAUUCACUUCGGUUUCUUUUCGAUGGUCAAAGAAUAAAUGAUGAUCAAACUCCUAAAGAUCUCGAAAUGGAAGAUGAUGAUGUUAUCGAAGUGUACCAGGAACAGACGGGAGGGCAAUGAAUUUUACCCCAUACUUGACAUCCACAUAAGUUUGUUUUGUUCUCUUGUAGCUCAAAUGGUAUCAUAUUACAACUUUUGUUCAGUAGCAACAACAUAGUUCAUUCUGGAUAAGCAAAAGGUUGCUUUUAUGAAUAAGACUUGGUGCAAAACCAGGAUUUUAUAUUUGUCUCCGCUUAUAUGCAUAGAGCAAUUGUUAAUCUAUGAUAAGUUUCAUUUCUUCCUGUGAAUAGUUUAAGAAUUUCUUUUUGUUUCAUUCCAUUUAGUUAGAUUUGACCUCUUUUAUAAUUUGUCAGUUAAGUGUGCAGUGCUUGUUUAUAAAUUCAACAGUUCAGUUCAUUAAAGAUGU
Messenger RNA from Pocillopora verrucosa, 668 nucleotides. RefSeq names its product small ubiquitin-related modifier 1-like. Gene Ontology annotation, cellular component: PML body; nucleus. The record is from RefSeq and is a predicted model, not a curated record. Gene Ontology annotation, biological process: protein sumoylation. Gene Ontology annotation, molecular function: ubiquitin-like protein ligase binding; protein tag activity. Lineage: Eukaryota; Metazoa; Cnidaria; Anthozoa; Scleractinia; Pocilloporidae.